Molecule: messenger RNA, 1682 nt
Organism: Paramecium sonneborni
Lineage: Eukaryota; Ciliophora; Oligohymenophorea; Peniculida; Parameciidae
Source: the annotation of a GenBank genome assembly
UGAAAUAGUUCAUUCAUCUAUUGGACCAUUGCCUAUACGUCGUAGUACCUUAAAUCUCAGUUUAGUAAGAGAAUAUGACUUACCUUCUGAAUCAUUUGAAAAGGCAAUAGAUAUUAUGUCUAAGAAUCUAUAAUUGAAUGAAUAAGCUAGUAGAAUCUAUAUGUAAGAUAUUCUUAGGGAAUUUGGGUAACGAAAUAAUUAUUAAUAUAGUUAUUUUAAAGCUUUAGAACAGUAAUCAGAAUAUUUUGAUUACAUUGAAUAAACAAUUAAUAGCUUAGAAUAUAAAUAAAUAAAAAAAGGAAAUAUUGUAUUUCAUUGUGGAGAAAAGGGAGAUUAUUUUUAUAUGAUUUUAAAAGGAACAGUUCUAGUGUAUGUUCCAAAAAAGUAAGAUUUGUGAAUAAAUAUUUUAAAGAGAGGAAGAAAUUUAGAAAUAGAAAUAAAUUUUGCAAGAGUUGAAUCAAUAUAGAGAAGAUUUGACAAAUAAUAAAAAGAAAGAUGAUGUGAAAUAAUUAUAAAAACAGAUUUAAGAUCUAUAGAAUCAACUAAAGGAAUAUUAAAGCAUGGAAGAUAUUAUGUUAUUUCCUUUUAAAAGUCGUUAUUAUUAGAAACUUUCAAAUGGUUAAAUGAUUUGUUUAUAUAAAAAAGUGAAUACAAUGAAAGAUGGUGAUUGUUUUGGAGAAGUUUCUUUAUUCAGAAAUGAACCAAGAGCAGCCACUCUUAUAGCUUUAGAUACUUUGCAUUUGGGGGCUUUGAAUAAGACAAAUUAUUUGAGAAUUUUUGAAUCAAAAUUAGAGAAAUUGAAUUUUACUUUAGGAAUGUUAAGUAAAAUGUUUCCAUAAUCAUCUAAAGAAGUAGUAAUACAAUUAAGUUUUGAUUUUUAAAGAAAAUUAUAUUCUAUAAAUUAGAUAGUUUUUAAAUAAGGAGACAUAGUUGAUGGAUUUUAUUUAAUAUUUUAAGGUAUAGUUGAAAUAAGUUCUGAUAAUGUGAAAGUAAAUUAAUUUAGUGAAGGUUAAUUUGUAGGAUUAUUUGAUUUAAAAAAUCCUGGUUAGAGAUUAUACACAGCUUAAUCAAUGUCAUAUGAAACAAUAAUAUAUUUUCUUCCAAAAAAAAAUUGUUCUGGAUUAGAUAAAUUUAUGAGAGAAAGAAUAAAUGAUUAUAGAAUCAGUAAUGAUGGGUUUAGAUAGGAUUGGGUUAAGAAAUGUCAUAAGAUGAUCGCAAAAUAAAGAUAAGAAAAUAAUAAAGUUAUUUUAAAGGAUAUUAAUACAAAAGAAAUAUUGAAAAAAUGUAUAACUUAAAGAGAAUCUAAAACAACAUCAAAUACAAUUAGUUAAGAUAGAAUCAAUGAAAUUGUUGAAUACAAUAAUCAUUAAUGUUCUCUAAAAGAGAAAUUGAAAAAUGUAAAAUUAUGUUUGUAAAUGAGAGAUUUCGAUAAAGAAAAGGAAUUAAUUGAAAAAAUGAUGAAAUAAUAAUAUACACAAUUACCAAGAUUAAGAGAAAGACCAAGAAAUUUAUUUGAAACUUAUACACAUUUAAUGUCUAAAGUUUCAAGAUAUACAUAAAGUCCAGUAUUUCAAUCUCCAAAUACUAGUGAUCUUAGUAUUAAGAAUAUUCAUGUAGAUAAAAAAUUAUCAUAAAGAUUGAAAAAAAGUGAAUAAAUAAUUAAUUAAAUUAUGGGAAUAUGA